AUGAAACUUGUUAUAUUGCUGCUGUUUUCGUUUAUUAUUGGUUAUGCCGUUGCACGGCCUAAAGUCGAGGAAAAGGAUGAGAAAAACCCUGGUAAGUAUACAUUAUAUAUUACUAUAAAUAAGUGUUUAAUUGUUCGUUAAUGAAAAAUCGAUACAACUGUAAUUUUUUCCAAUGUAAUUUUUGUAAUAUCCGAACAAAAAUAUUUUUAGAUAAUGUUGGUCUGACCAAAAUGGAUUCCGCAGAAAUCGAAUCUCUCAAAAAUGUUGUCGAUGGUCCCAUUCCUGAAGCUGUAGACAAAGAUGGCCUGAUGAAAGAAGAAGAACCUAAAGUGGUAGAAGAAGAUGAGGAGAUAACUACUACAACUCCGGCUCCAAAACCAAAGUCAAAGAAAAGAAGGAAGCAUCGUCAUCACAAAAAAAUUGUGACAACUACAGCCAUGCCAUCGGAAGAAUUAAUGGAGGACGGAGAAGGCGAUGAUGACGAAGAAAAGGGGAAAAAAGCAAAGAAAGAAAAACCGGAAGACGAUUGGAACAGUGGCGAGAACGCCAAGGAUUUCCUCGACUUUGCGGGCCCCAUGCCCGAAUUAAACGACUUCGAGCAUCAAUUAAACAUGAAAGAAGUCAAAUUCAGCAGCUAG
Messenger RNA from Bursaphelenchus xylophilus (pine wood nematode), 638 nucleotides. NCBI's taxonomy places the organism in Eukaryota, Metazoa, Nematoda, Chromadorea, Rhabditida, Aphelenchoididae. The record is from the annotation of a GenBank genome assembly.